GAUAACAGUAGUAACGGUAAUAUGAAUAAUAGUAAUAUGGUAAUGGGAAUAACAGUAAUCAGAGUGCUGGAACAUUUCAUGUUUUGCUUCCUCCCCCGUCUCCUGUCGCCCGUAAUUAGGGCAGAGCCGGUCAGCAAAGUUCCCGAACUGACGAGCCCAGCGCAGCACAGGACUUUGACACCGCCUGCGACUGGCUGCGUGUCCCUGCUCCCAGAGCUCCUUUGUGCCGCUCAGCCAGGUGUGCGGCCGCACGGCCUGGGCAGCGGCCGCGCACUGACGUGACAGCCAGGCCCAGCGCCCCGCCGGGUGGGCGCCGAGCCGCGCCGGGGCUCGGCUCUGAGCAAGACACGUCGUCAUCCGAGCCGGGCCGCCCUCGCGCCCCAGGCAUCCGCGCUGCUUGGCAGGGCAGAAGGGAAGCGAGCAGGAAAGUUUAAAAAUAGAAGUGCUGAAUCAUGACUCCGAGAGCCGGGGGGGGGCGGGGGGGCGGUUAAGUUCAUUCAGGCAGCAAAGAAAGAAACGCAGCCCGGCUCCUUCCUCGGGCCGGGAGGCUGUAAUGGCUCUCGGGAGCGGGCGGGAGGCCGUCAUCCGCGCGCUCCGGCGCACCUCAACCUUGACAGCCUGUGCGGGGAGAGGGAGCGCGCGUGUGCGUGUGCCCGCGUGUGUGUGUGUGUGUGUGUGUCUGUGUGUGUGCGCGCGGCGGGGAGCGGCAGAAGCAGCACUUGUCCUGUAAUCGAUUGCCGAGCGCGCGGAGCGGCGCUGCCAGCGCACACAGGCGCACACACACAUACACACACACACAGGCGCGCACGCACUCCCCGCGCCGCCUCUCCCGGCUCGGGGUGUCUGGGAGCGCGGCAGCCUGGGCGAGAUGUGUGAUGUGUGCGCGCCCGCCCGCCGGAUCGGUUUCUCGGGGUUUGACCAGCUGUCCCAGGCUAGCCCUGCUCUCUGAAGAUGGAGGAAGUAAAAACAGGAUUACCCUUAGCUACAGAUCCACUGCCUUAGUUUCCAUAACCAACUGCAGUGCACAAACACACAGUCCUUGGGCAAGAGAGAGAGAGGCAGAGGCGACCCCAAUAAAAACACAAACAAAAGGGUGAUGGAAGUGAUUCACUGCAUGCACUGCUGAGCACUGCACUUUGACUAUGGAAGCAGAGGCUACUGAUGGAUAUAUAACAUGUGACAAUGAGCUUUCCCCUGAAAGGGAGCACUCCCACAUGGCUAUUGACCUCACCUCAAGCACACCCAAUGGGCAGCAUACCUCACCAAGUCACAUGACAAGCACAAAUUCAGUAAAGCUAGAAAUGCAAAGUGAUGAGGAAUCUGACAGGAAACCCCUGAACCGGGAAGAUGAGCUCAGGGGUCAUGAUGAAGGAAGCAGCCUGGAAGAACCCCUCACUGAGAACAACGAGAUGCUUGAUAACAGAAAGAUCCAGGAUCUGUCAAGCGAGGGAGGAAUCCGUCUUCCGAAUGGUAAACUGAAAUGUGACGUCUGUGGCAUGGUUUGCAUUGGGCCCAAUGUGCUAAUGGUACAUAAAAGGAGCCACACUGGUGAACGCCCCUUCCACUGUAACCAGUGUGGAGCUUCUUUUACACAGAAGGGGAACCUGCUGAGGCAUAUCAAGUUACACUCUGGGGAGAAACCUUUCAAAUGUCCCUUCUGCAGCUAUGCCUGCCGCAGAAGGGAUGCCCUCACAGGACACCUCAGGACACACUCUGGUGAGUCUUCAUUGUCCCCUCUCCUUCAUUGUUUCUUUCUUUGUCACUGUUAA
Molecule: messenger RNA, 1769 nt
Organism: Gavialis gangeticus (Gharial)
Lineage: Eukaryota; Metazoa; Chordata; Crocodylia; Gavialidae
Product: zinc finger protein Helios-like
Exons: 5
Coding region: 1143-1769 (208 amino acids)
Biological process (GO): regulation of transcription by RNA polymerase II
Molecular function (GO): RNA polymerase II cis-regulatory region sequence-specific DNA binding; DNA-binding transcription factor activity
Source: RefSeq, a predicted model, not a curated record